CGAGCGGAGAAGUCAAGCGACACUCGAAGCGAUUUAGCGAACACUCAAGUUUCUUACGCUCAGCAGAGCGGACGUGUAGCGCGGCAUAACGAUUAUAUUUUUACCAAACUCAAGCUCCAAGCUCCUACGUGCAAAGCCUGCUAGCCAGGAAAAUAAUUGAUAAAUAUCCACACACACACUUACACUAACGCACUAGCGAACAGUUCUUUUUCGCCAUCACUUGGGUUUAUUGUGAUUUUUUUCUGCUGCGUUUUCAAAACUCCUUGCGAAACUUACAAGUCGCAGUCGGUCUAAACAAGAUUAACUACUUCUUUUUUUCUGUUUUGCUUGGUAUUCUGUGUUUAGUGCAAGUGGGUUUCCUUAUAUUUUAGUGUAUAUUGCAGAAUUUCAUGUGAUCUGGCAACGUGUUUUCCUUGCAGUUCGCUUGCAAUAAGAACUAAUUAAUAAUUCCAACGCGAAAACUCAAAUAAACGAAUGAACCGAAUUUUUGAAUUCUCAACAAAAUAAUAAUUUGUGUAAUUAAAAUUAAAAUUAACUGUGAAAAUGGUGAAUAACAACAACACUUCGAAAGCCAGUGGCAGCGGCGCCAAUGGCCAUGUGCCCAACGGACAAUUAGCAACUGCGAGCGCGCCGCCGGCGAUGUCCUUUCUAAGCAGCGUUUGGAGCUGGGCGGAUGCCAUAUGGGACUUCUUAUGGUUCAUCAUAUGCUCAAUCGGCUAUAUUAUCCAGGACCUCUACUACAUUGCAUUGGGUUACCCCGAAAAGGAAUUGAACACAGAUAUCGCACUAAUAACAGGCGGAGGUAAUGGACUCGGCCGAUUGCUCGCGCAACGCUUGGGCAAAAUGGGCACUAAAGUGGUCAUUUGGGACAUAAGUAAAGAAGGUAUCAAGGAGACCAUCGAAAUGGUCGAAGCGGAGGGCGGCUACUGCAAGGGCUAUGUUGUGGACAUUUCCAAAAAGGAGGAAGUGUACAAGGCAGCAGAAGUCAUCAGAAAUGAAAUUGGCGAUGUAUCUUUGUUGAUCAACAAUGCUGGUGUUGUGUCUGGUCGUCUUCUCUUGGAUACACCUGAUCACCUCAUUGAGCGUUCGUUCAAUGUUAAUGUCAUGGCGCAUUUCUGGACCACCAAAGCAUUCCUACCCAAAAUGAUCGAGCAUCAACGCGGACACAUUGCAACCAUAGCUUCUCUGGCCGGUCACGUGGGCAUUACCAAACUGGUCGACUAUUGUGCUAGCAAAUUUGCGGCGGUUGGCUUUGACGAAGCAUUGCGUUUGGAAUUGGACGUCCUCGGCCAUAGUAAUAUUCAGACCACCUGCAUUUGCCCGUUCUUCAUUCAGGCAACCGGCAUGUUUGACGAUGUUAACGCCAGAUGGGUGCCCACUUUGAACCCCAACGCUGUAGCUGACCGCAUUAUAGUGGCGAUAAAGAAGAACGAAAAGAUCACAAUCAUACCCGGUUACAUCCGUCUGCUGCUCACACUUAAAUGGACCUUCCCUUGGGGCUGUGUGGGUGGUCUGCUGCGUCGUCUUGUGCCAGAUGCGGCGCCACAUGGUGUCGCUCAGAAGCCAUUACCCACAGACGUUUCCACUAAACAACAGCAACAACAUGAGCAGAGCGUCAAAGCCGCCGCCGCAGCCACCAAAGUCGCCCACACCAGCUUAAUCACGAAGCACACGACCGAUCUGUGCACGGAUUUUAGUGAAACGCUGCCGAAGACCGCCUCGUUGCUGGUGCAACGUACACCGUCGCUGGGCGAGCGUGUUCUCUGAGAUUCGCUGCUGCAAUUCGCCUUGAACUUAAUAAGCGGUUUUGGCAUUUCGUUCUAGGAUCAGUGCGCGACAGCCGCCGCACUCGUCUAGUGAUAUUACGUUUACUUAGUAUUAUGUUAUUAAUUGUAAUUAGUUUAGAUUCUAACGGCUUAGGAUACGGUUACGAGUAUAAAUGUAAGGCGCUAUGAACAAUAACUCUUAAGGUAUGGAUGAAAGCAUUGAUCCAUGAAAUACUUAUGGAUAUAUACAUACAAGUAUAUAUACUAGUGGAUCCGGAUGCUGUGGUAUACAUUUUAUACUAUUAUUCAUAUAAUAAACUAUUCAAUACAGUGAAAAUUUUAUUUUCGAAUAAAUACGAAAACGUUUUUGUGAGGUCUAAGGUCUUGAGGUCUAAUUUUCGAAUAGUUAAAAAAAGGACCUUUACCGAAAGAAGCAAUCUUGAUUAAGUUUUCCAGAACUUAACUGAUAAUUGGGUGCUAACCAUACAUUGAGAAAAAGGCCCUAAAUACUAGGCAUUUUACUGAAAAAAAUACAGUUGAACUUUCCAAUUCGAUUUACCAUAAUCCACAAAAAACUUCGAGUUAAUGUUACUUCGGGUUAAGGCUGGAUAUUCUAUGAAAUUUUACUUCUAUUGCCGUUUAAAGAGUUCGAGUUUCGGAGUACUUCGAGCUAUGGAAGUUCAAGUUAUGGAAGUUCAACUGUGUUACAUUUUUUUUUCUUGAGGAUUGUGAAUAUGAAUAUAUGCGUUUAGAAAUAUAUGCAGUGAAAUCUCUCAUAAGCAGACACUUACGAUCGAUUUGGGCUAUCCUAUCUUCUAAGUUGAUUCAAACUGGAUAUAGUGUGCUAAAUUUUGCUGAAAUCGGUUCAGUAGUUUAGGAAUCCAACGCGGACAAAGAAAGUAAUUUUUAUAUACAAAGAUAUACUCGUAGGUAGGUACGUACUUAUAUAAUAUAUACAGUUGCAAAUGUAGAUAUAUAUUUAGCGUUCGAAAGUGUAAUAUAGCCGAAACAAUCAAUCGAAUAAAUAUAUAAAUUUACUCUGAAGCUUUCA
This is a messenger RNA of Bactrocera dorsalis (oriental fruit fly), 2817 nucleotides long. RefSeq names its product estradiol 17-beta-dehydrogenase 11. The record is from RefSeq and is a predicted model, not a curated record. The transcript has 8 exons. Gene Ontology annotation, cellular component: lipid droplet. NCBI's taxonomy places the organism in Eukaryota, Metazoa, Arthropoda, Insecta, Diptera, Tephritidae. The coding region runs from base 544 to 1767 and encodes 407 amino acids. Gene Ontology annotation, molecular function: oxidoreductase activity, acting on the CH-OH group of donors, NAD or NADP as acceptor.